Messenger RNA from Hermetia illucens (black soldier fly), 1011 nucleotides. RefSeq names its product S-adenosylmethionine sensor upstream of mTORC1 (gene Samtor). The record is from RefSeq and is a predicted model, not a curated record. The coding region runs from base 102 to 1010 and encodes 302 amino acids. Gene Ontology annotation, biological process: negative regulation of TORC1 signaling. Lineage: Eukaryota; Metazoa; Arthropoda; Insecta; Diptera; Stratiomyidae. The transcript is spliced from 2 exons.
GUUUUGUGUCAGUUUUUUCGCUGGGGUUAACGAUGAACGGGGUGACACGAGAAUCCCAGUUGGUCGUAAUUUUUAUUUUGGUUGCAUAUUAGGGUCUAAAUAUGGCUAGUGAAGAACACAAACGGCUAGCAAAUAUCAUAAAAGAGUGCCAUGAAGAACUGAGAAAAACUGCUAGAAAAAUAGGACCUGAGAAAGCAUGGGCGCAGCAUGUAGAGAACCUAACUCAACUCCAAACCUACGCCCAAGCAAUGGAAACGUUGGCUGGCCUCUGGGAGAAUAAUGCUGAUAUGGAAGACUCCGCUGCAAUGAGCCGCAUAAAAUGGAUAAUUGAUUAUUGCAUGUCUUACUUCCUAACGGACAAGAUUCUUGUUGAAAAAAGGACCAAAGAAGAACACUUAAACACUGUACUGGAAUUCAAUUUAGAUUUGAAAGACAAGUACCUCCCAGAGCUGGAUAAAGUUAGGCUACUUGACGUCGGAAGCUGCUUCAACCCGUUUCGUCAUGUCGCUAGCUUCGAUGUAAUUGCAAUGGAUCUAUGUCCAUCGAAUGAUUUUGUUUAUAAAGGAGAUUUUCUGAAGGUCCAGAUAAACUCAGACAAAGAACCGGUCAUUAAAAACCAUGAAAUCCAAAGCCUUCCCCGAAACAAAUUUGAUUGUGUCGUAUUCAGCCUUCUCCUUGAAUACAUGCCUGCCUCUGAGCAGAGAAUUCUUUGUUGUGAGAAGGCUUACGAGUUGCUUCGCUACGAAGGGAUCUUGAUAAUCAUCACACCUGAUUCACAGCAUGUCGGGAAGAAUGCAAGGCAUAUGAAAAAUUGGCGAUAUACACUGGCUAAAUUGGGAUUUUCUAGGAUUAAGUUCGAAAAGUUACCGCACAUAACAUGUUUGGUGUUUAGGAAGUCGCUGGCGAAAUGCCUGACCGAACGUUGGGCUGAUACGCAUAAGGAAGAGUAUAUGUCAUUUUGUAUAAAUACACCGCAGGAUUUUAAGGAUUGUGAUGAAAAUAAAAGUUGAU